AUGGCUGCUUCAUCAAGAACGUAUCUUGCUUUUCAGCACAACGCAAAGCUGUAUUCUCUUGCAACAGCGGUGCGGUCGAUUCGAUUAGUAACUUCGCUGGAAGAGGCCAACCAAUCUUUGUUCAAGCACGCCAGUGACGAUGACCAUGUCGUUGUUACCGAACAGACGAUUCUUCAUCCCCAGGGCGGCGGCCAACCAUCCGAUGUGGGCAUGAUGAAGACAUCGAAUAGCAUCUUUAAUGUCAGUGCUGUCCUGCACUUCGGCAGAUUUGAAGCUGGACACAACCCAUUUGCGGAAGGAGAGACUGUAACACAGGAGAUCGACACCGAGAAGCGCCUACUAUACUCAAGACUCCACACAGCUGGACACGUUCUUGGAGCAGCAACCAGGAAACUUCUCGAGAAAGAGAUUGAAGGGUUUGAUGAGCUCAAGGCAUCGCACUUUCCAGACGCCGCAUCAUGCGAGUUCCAAGGAUCAAUCGAGGGCAAGUGGAAGGAUGCCAUCCAAAAGAAGGUUGACGAAUACGUCGAUGACAACUUACCGGUUGAGAUUGAAUGGUGGAGUGAGGAAGACUUCAAGAACAAUGGCCUUGAGAGAUUGAUUACCGAUAAUCCCAAUGUUGCGGCAGGCGAGAAAUUCAGGGUGGUCAAGAUUGUUGGAGCUGACACGUACCCCUGUGGUGGUACACACGUUGAUAGCACUGCCGAUUGUGGGAAAACGACAGUGAGGAAGAUCAGCAGGAGCAAGGGUACUAGUAGAGUCUCUUAUGCUGUCGCAUAG
Molecule: messenger RNA, 780 nt
Organism: Aureobasidium pullulans EXF-150
Lineage: Eukaryota; Fungi; Ascomycota; Dothideomycetes; Dothideales; Saccotheciaceae
Product: ThrRS/AlaRS common domain-containing protein
Exons: 3
Coding region: 1-780 (259 amino acids)
Biological process (GO): tRNA aminoacylation; regulation of translational fidelity
Molecular function (GO): aminoacyl-tRNA ligase activity; Ser-tRNA(Ala) deacylase activity; ATP binding
Source: RefSeq, a predicted model, not a curated record